GCCAUUCAUGGAUGUUCCCUGGCACUGUUGGUGAUCGCUUUGUUGUGUGUUGUGUUUGAUUGUACGCAGGAAGUGGAUAAAACCUGUGCCUAACUUUCUCCAUCGAAAGUGGUUCCAUUGCGACGGUUGAUAUUGGUGCUUGGAAAGCCUCUACACGCCUUAUCAUCAACGCCGCCACUAGCUACACAUACCAACGGUAGAAAAUGGAGCAUAUCAACACACCAAAGAUUGAAAAUGUUCGUAUGAUUGACAGAUAUAACAGCAAAAAUCCAACCGUCGGUGUGCUGUACCUUACGGCCACGCAUCUCAUAUUCGUCGAUCCGGAUGCCAACAAAGAGACAUGGGUUCUGUACAUGCACAUCGCGAACGUGGAAAAGUUGCCCCUGAGCACAACCGGCUCACCGCUGCUGAUACGCUGCAAAACGUUCCUCUCCAUCACGUUCGUCAUACCGAAGGAACGCGAAUGUCACGACGUCUACACCACACUGACGAAGCUGUAUCAACCGGUGCACAUCAAGAAUCUGUACUGCUUCCAGUACACGACCGCAGCCAAGGAACUGCCCAAGGCAGCCGGCUGGGACUAUUUCAAGCUGGAGCACGAGUUCAAGCGGAUGCGCGUCCCGAACGACCAGUGGAGUGCCUGUGCGCUCAAUCAAAACUAUGAGCUGUGUGACACGUACCCGCGGCAAAUCUACGUGCCGGCCGAUGCCAACACGCAAAUCCUGCUCGGCAGUUCGCGGUUUCGUUCGAAGGGUCGGCUACCUGCGCUUACCUAUUUGCACUCGAACAAGGCGUCCAUCUGCCGUUGCAGUCAGCCACUGUCUGGCUUCAGUGCCCGGUGUCUCGAGGACGAACAAAUGCUGGAAACGAUACGCAAGACUAACCCCAACUGCAACUUUAUGUACGUCGUUGACACGCGGCCAAGGAUUAACGCCAUGGCAAACCGGGCGGCCGGCAAGGGCUAUGAGAAUGAGGCGAACUAUGAAAAUAUCAAGUUCCAGUUUCUCGGUAUCGAAAACAUUCACACGAUGCGUGCCAGUCUGCAGAAGCUGAUUGAAUGCUGCGAACAAAAGUCGCCCACGAUGAGUGGAUUCUUAAGUGCCCUGGAAUCUUCCGGCUGGUUAAAACACAUUCGAUCGAUACUGGAUACAUCCUGUUUCAUUGCAAACGCUGUCGAUAAAGGGAUUUCCGUUGUUGUACACUGCUCGGAUGGUUGGGAUCGAACGGCACAAGUAUGCUCUCUAGCCGCUCUUAUGCUGGAUCCGUAUUACAGAACCAUUAAAGGAUUUCAGGCACUGAUUGAAAAGGAUUGGCUUGCAUUCGGCCACAAAUUCAGCGAUCGCUGCGGACACAUCCAAAACGAUCCGAAGGAAGUAUCUCCCGUAUUUACCCAGCUGCUCGAAUGCACCUGGCAGCUGAUGCAGCAGCGUAACGAUGCGUUUGAGUUUAACGAACGAUUCCUGCUCAUCCUGCACGAUCACGUCAUGUCCUGCCAGUACGGCACCUUCGUGGGCAACUGUGAAAAGGAUCGAUUAGAUCUACGGCUAGCGGAGAAAACUUUCUCCCUCUGGGGCUACAUGUCGAACCAUCUGAACGAGUACAUUAAUCCACUGUAUCGACCCGAGAUGGAUGAAACGAUAAAACCAAAUCUUGCACCACAAAACAUAAAGUUUUGGCGCGGCAUGUACAGCCGGUUCGAGAGUGGCAUACAUCCGCGGGAACCGUUGGAGGAUUUGUUGAUCGCUAGCAAGGAUCACUGCACCUCGCUGGAAGAUCACGUACAGCAUCUGACGAAGCGUAUCAACAGCUUCAAGAAUAUGCUUUCCAAGUCGGCCAAACGGUUGCAGGGUGGCAGUGCGGCGUUACAGUCUCGGUACGGUGCGGAUACGCGGGGGCCUAUCGAGGUGAACGAUAAUCGGUAUAAUUAUGAUCGGAAGCUCAGCGAACUGUCGGCGGCGGACGAUGAUCAUCCGCUGAAGACGAGCGAUUUUUCGUUCUCCAAUCUAUCGAUUUCAGAAUACAACAAUGAAGUGGACAAAGUGAAUGAAGACAUCAACACGGUCGCUGUCGAAUGGAAAUCGCUCCGGUCGGUCGUAAACUGUCCCACCUGCUCCAUACCUUUCGAUCAAAUUACAAAGAAGAGCCACUGCUGGAAAUGUGGAGAAGUAUUCUGCGGUCGAUGCAUCGAUAAAACGCUAUCCCUUCCGGGGCACGAAAGUGGCACUCCGGUGCCAGUUUGUCGACAGUGUUUCCGUGUCGUGCAGCAAGUGAGUCCCUAA
Anopheles maculipalpis is the source of this 2279-nucleotide messenger RNA. RefSeq names its product myotubularin-related protein 8 (gene Mtmr6). The coding region runs from base 204 to 2279 and encodes 691 amino acids. The record is from RefSeq and is a predicted model, not a curated record. Gene Ontology annotation, molecular function: phosphatase activity; metal ion binding. The transcript is spliced from 9 exons. NCBI's taxonomy places the organism in Eukaryota, Metazoa, Arthropoda, Insecta, Diptera, Culicidae. Gene Ontology annotation, biological process: dephosphorylation.